UCCGUGCGCCAUCUUGUCCCCACAAUUCGGUGUAACAGAGCGCUUCGCGUGCGUCUGCCUCCAACCCAGAGAAUAAGAAACAAAACGACCUGAAAACACACUUGAAUGAAUUAAGAGACGUCGGUCCGCUUCUCGCGCACCUCGUCGGACGCGUUCCUUCGCGAUAUUCGUUAAGGUUAACGACUAUUUUUGUCCGUUUUCUCAUUUAAUGGCGUUGUGAAGGAACUGCCAUGGCGGGUAGUCAGCAGCAACAACAGCAGCAGGCCGUGAGCAAACCGACCGGCGGGAAACACGGCAAUAAUUUGCCAUUAUGGGGCAACGAGAAGACUAUGAACCUCAACCCUAUGAUUCUGACAAACGUGCUUUCUUCACCCUACUUCAAGGUCCAGCUGUACGAGCUCAAGACGUACCACGAGGUGGUGGACGAGAUUUACUUCAAGGUCAACCAUGUGGAGCCAUGGGAAAAAGGCAGCAGGAAGACAGCUGGGCAGACGGGAAUGUGCGGAGGGGUUCGAGGAGUCGGGACAGGUGGAAUCGUGUCCACGGCAUUUUGUCUGCUGUAUAAACUGUUCACACUAAAGCUGACACGGAAACAAGUGAUGGGUCUUAUCACUCACUCCGAUUCACCCUAUAUCAGGGCAUUGGGCUUCAUGUACAUCAGGUAUACUCAACCUCCUCCUGACUUGGUUGACUGGUAUGAUGAGUUCCUUGACGACGAGGAGGUAUGUCGCCACGGAUGGCCCUUGUGAUGCGGGUGGAUUGGAUAUAGGGUGCGCUCCACACUCUUGGCUGACGUUCGUGAGUGCAGUUAGACAAGCUCGCUCACCCACCCACUCCACCCCUUCACACGCACCGGAGCUGGACGUGAAAGCUGGAGGAGGGUGUGUUAUGACGGUUGGAGAGAUGCUUCGCUCCUUUCUGACCAAGCUGGAGUGGUUCUCAACAUUGUUUCCAAGAAUACCUGUACCUGUGCAGAAGGCAAUUGAUCAGCACAUGAAGAGCCGACCGCGUAAACCCCCACAAAAAGAUGAGCAGGAAGAGGAGGAGGAAGAGGCCACAGCAGCACCAGCAGCCGAUACAGGCAGGCAUGGAGAUAGGCGCCGUUCCAGGACACCUAGGAGAAGUCCAAGUCCCAGGAAAUCCCAGAAUCGCUCCCGGAGUCGCAGCCAUCACAGAGAAAGGCAUGGUGCUAGCUUUGAUCAUGAACUGGAGAGAGAACGAGACCGUCAGCGCAAGGAACGGGAAGGAAAGGACCGGGACAGAGAUAGAGACAGGGACCGAGAGAGAGACAGGGAGAGAGACAGAGAUAGACGACGUUCCAGAACUCCAGACCGAAACGCAGAACGCCGGCGGAGCAGAAGCAGAGAACGACGCCGGAGUCGCAGCACCAGCCGAGACAAGAGAACGGAGAGAAAAGACCGUGAUAAAGACAGAGAGGCAGAGAGUGAGAGAGAGCGUAGUCGCAAGAAAGACAGGGAGCACCAUAAAGAUCGAGAGAGGUCAAAAGACAAGAGGAGUAAAGGAGAGGGAGAGGAGCGGAGGCACAAGGAUGAUAAGGAGGAGAAAAAACACAGGGAAGAAAAGAGAAGUAAACGCUCGAGAAGCAGAAGCAGAGACCGCAAACACAAAGCUGAGAGAUCUAGCAAGAAACGCUCCCGCUCUGGCAGCAGGAGCAGGCAGGAAGCCGGGGAAGAGAAGAACAGGAAGCGGGAACGCAGCCAUAGUAAGGAUCGCCAACACAAGCGCAGUCGCAGCAAAGAGCGAUCGCACCGUCGGGAAUCCAGCAAUGAACGAAUACAUGCAAGACAAGACCGCCCCAGUUCUGAAUCUGGAGAACGAACAAACAGUGUUCGAGCAGAUUCUCCCUGAUCCAAGUUUGUCUUCUCCCCUCUCUCUCUCUCUCUCUCCCUCUGCAACUUUAUUCCGAUCCCUCUCUUAUUACUUUGUGUUCUUUUCUUUUAAUCCCCUUGUUAAAAGGCAAAAGCCUGGCUUUUUUUCUGCACUGUUAUCCACCACUUGUGUAGAUAUUAAAAAUGUAAUUUUCUCUCAGUUCCCCAUUUACAAAUGUCAGGACUCAAGAUGACAUUUUAAAAUAUUUUUUAUUAUUUCCCUUUUCUCCCAGAUUUGUUUUCAGGAUUUCCACAAAUGGCUGUGUACAUAGAGCUCAGAGAAUGUUUUAAAUUUCAACAGAGUGUCCACUGAGUUGAGUUUGUGGCACAGGGAGCUGAAAGCUAUGCUGACAUUGUGCUGUUUGAUUCAUUGCUCUGUUGCAUCUCAUUUUCUAAUAAAAUUGUAUGGAAUAGAA
Molecule: messenger RNA, 2305 nt
Organism: Danio rerio (zebrafish)
Lineage: Eukaryota; Metazoa; Chordata; Actinopteri; Cypriniformes; Danionidae
Source: RefSeq, a predicted model, not a curated record